This is a messenger RNA of Labeo rohita (rohu), 3204 nucleotides long. RefSeq names its product bromodomain containing 8a (gene brd8a). Bases 174 to 2690 code for a protein of 838 amino acids. Gene Ontology annotation, molecular function: protein binding. The transcript has 21 exons. NCBI's taxonomy places the organism in Eukaryota, Metazoa, Chordata, Actinopteri, Cypriniformes, Cyprinidae. Gene Ontology annotation, cellular component: NuA4 histone acetyltransferase complex. The record is from RefSeq and is a predicted model, not a curated record.
AUGAUAGACUUUUAUAAAUUCAGUAAACAUGUGACUUAACUACAUUGGGGUUACGCAGAUCUUCGGAGCAAAAUGAUUGUUGGAAAAUUCACACCGGAUAUGCACAUUUACAUUUGAUAGCCAGACACUUGUCAUGCCAAAGGAGCAAUAGAAAACAGUCCAGUCAUGACAAAAUGGCGAGCGGAGUUGGAAAACAUAAAUUGCUGUUGGGCCCAACAGAGCCAUGGUCAAUUAGGGAAAAGCUGUGCCUCGCCUCAUCUGUCAUGAAGAGUGGAGACCAAAACUGGGUGUCUGUGAGCCGAGCCAUUAAGCCAUUUGCAGAACCUGGACGCCCUCCUGACUGGUUCUCUCAAAAGCAUUGUGCUUCACAAUACUCUGAGCUCCUGGAGACAACAGAGGCCCCAAAGAGAAAGCGGGGUGAAAAAGGGGAGGUUGUUGAGACGGUGGAAGACGUGAUCGUUCGCAGGUUGACAGCAGAGAGAAUAGAGGAGUUGAAGCGACUGAUCAAGGACACACAAGAGAAGCACAGGAAACUGAAGAGAGAAACUGAACUCAUCCAGGCAGGACAUCUGGACAUUAAACUUGAGGAGCUAUGGGAGGAAAUUGUACGGAGCAGAAAACAAGAGGAAGAGGAAGCUGAGGUGAAAAGAAAGGCCACAGAUGCAGCAUACCAGGCCAGGCAGGCAGUGAAGAACACUCCUAAACGUGUGCCCAGUGUGACAGUGCGCUCCCCGUCUGGGGCCUGCUCCCCGAGCCUGGAUUUUCCUAUUGGAGAUCCAUCUGAAGAUCCUAGCACCACUGGGGCAGGAUCAACAGUGUUUGUGCCUCUGACGGAGCUGCCAGGCCCUGGAGUGGUAGAGGCGAGUUUGGGGUCUCUGCUAGAUGAAUCAACACAGAAGAAGCUUUUGGGUCAGAAAAUCACGCCGCCUCCAUCUCCUCUCCUGUCAGAACUACUAAAGAAAGGCAGUCUUCUUCCCACCAGCCCGAGACUGCGGCUAACGUCUGGCAGGCUCACCCAUAGGCUUACUUCCACGUUAAAGAAAAAGGCAGUUGAGGGAGAAUCUCCAUCCAGUCAACUUACAGGAAGUCUUGAUAAUCAGAUGAUGACUUCUUCACUACCUGCCUCUCAGGCAGCGACAGGUGCUCCCACACUGUCUCGUCUGCUGGAAGCUGGCCCCGCCCAAUUUCCCUCUCAGCUGAGCUCAUUGGCCACUGCAGACUCUGUCCCCAGCGCUGCCGCCUCUGCAGUGGACACCGCUGCCUCGCUCAGCACAGGAAGUGAUGGAGUUGCUAGUGCUUCAGUGGAUAAUAAGGAGGCGGUUUUAGGGGAGGAGGACCUGGUGACUGUGUCUUAUAUGGCAGAGGAGCUGGACUUAGAGACAGUUGGGGACAUUAUAGCCAUUAUUGAAGAGAAGGGUGACGAGAAUGCCGAGGCACUGGAUGCUGCGGCAGUGGAAGCCGCUCUGUCUCUGUGUGAGGACACGGGUCACAACCUGUCAGGUACCUGGGAGCCCAACCCCUUCAGGCCCAUUGGCCCUGAGCCCUCCAGCACUUCAGAGGACCUAGACCCACAUUCCCUGCAUCUGUUAGAAGGGAAGCGAGAGGGUCCUGACAUGUGUGUAUCCGGCAGUGGUUGCGCACAAGGGUACACAACCCUCUCCACCACUGUCCCCUCGGUUCCUCAAGACCCUACUCCGACAGCAGGAGCGCAUUCAGACCCACUUGCCCUUAGACCGGAGCACACUGAUGAAGCCCAGGAAGGGCAGCCAGAAUCACUGCGUGCUGUGAUCAAAAGCGAGACUGACGAAUGGACACCGUCUCAAUCAGAUACACGGUCAGAAGAUGACCCUGUGAUAAAACAGCACUCAAAGGAAGUAAAAGAGGAGGAGGAGGCCGUGAGUGAUGCGGAGGAGGGCAGUGUGUCGGAGAUGAAAGCUGGAUUAGAAGGGGAUGGAGUCGAGGAUUGUGGGGGAGAAGAGGACGGAGAUGGAGUUUAUCUCUCCGAGCCAGAGGGGGAAACAGAGUUGGAUCCUCCGGCCAGCGAGAGCGAGGACGGCUACAGUAUGCAUACAGCAUCCUCUUCCGUACAGCUCCACACAACUGCGGACUCCAUUCCCAGCAGCCCUGCCUCCUCACAGUUCUCUAUCUGCAGCGAAGAUCAAGAAGCGAUUCAGGCUCAGAAGAUCUGGAAGAAAGCCAUUAUGUUGGUGUGGCGAGCAGCAGCCAAUCACAGGUAUGCAAAUGUCUUCCUGCAACCAGUGACGGAUGACAUCGCCCCUGGUUACCACAGUAUUGUCCACAGGCCAAUGGAUCUGUCUACCAUCAAGAAGAACAUUGAGAAUGGGCUGAUCCGCACUACAGCUGAGUUCCAGCGCGACAUCAUGCUGAUGUUCCAGAACGCUGUGAUGUACAACAGCUCGGACCAUGAUGUGUUCCACAUGGCCGUGGAGAUGCAGAGGGACGUUCUGGAGCAGAUACAGCAGUUUCUGGCCACACAGUUGAUCAUGCAGACCUCGGAAUCAGGCAUCAGUGCCAAGAGCCUGCGUGGGAGAGACGCCAAUCGCAAACAGGAUGCCAAUGACAAGGACUGUGUUCCCAUGGCCUCUCCUGCAUUCCUUCUCUCUCUCUUUGACGGGGGCACCAGGGGGCGACGCUGUGCUAUUGAAGCAGACCUGAAGAUGAAGAAAUAAGCAGCCAGUGGGUGGAUUCCUUUGAAACGCUAAUAAGCAACUGAGUGAUGAAGACAGCAUAGGACAAUCUGUCUGAAUAUUAUCACUAACAGCAGAGUUCAUGAGGGUUUCACUGGACAAUAAUGGGACUGCCUCAAAAUCUGUGCAUAUAUGUGUCUGUGUGUAUGUAAUUUUGUGGGGUGUGUGUUGUGUAGUAUUAAAGAUUUGUUUUGUGUACGAAUAGUGCCUUUACAGGUAUUGACGAAUGAGCAGGAAUAAACCUGACGAAAGGACGAAACAUUUAAAUUGAAAUGCCUUCUUAUGCGAGAACGUUACUGACAUUUUAUCCUCUUUUCACUCUCUGCCAUAAUGCUGUAUUCUUGUGUCAUUCCAAACUAAUUUUUUUUUUUUUUUUUUUAAACUUAGAGAGGUUUUAAGUAAUGUUCACACUGCUUUCUUCCAUGUAACAGAUGAGGACCAAGGACUUCAAAAGCUCAAAAAAGAAUGAAAAAAAUAAAAAAGCAUCAUGAAAAGA